Molecule: messenger RNA, 3570 nt
Organism: Erythranthe guttata (spotted monkey flower)
Lineage: Eukaryota; Viridiplantae; Streptophyta; Magnoliopsida; Lamiales; Phrymaceae
Product: leucine-rich repeat receptor-like serine/threonine-protein kinase BAM1
Biological process (GO): protein phosphorylation
Molecular function (GO): protein kinase activity; ATP binding; receptor serine/threonine kinase binding
Source: RefSeq, a predicted model, not a curated record
UCAAAUUUUCCCUGAUUCCUACGUUAUAUAAUAUACGUACAUUUUCACAAAACCAGAUAUUCAAAAUCUUGUUGUUUUUUCAUACCCUUUUUUCCGAUUCCCAAAUUCCAACAUCCAAACAAUCCCCAUAACCCAUAAUCCAAAAGGAAAAAGGACAAAUUGCAAAAAGUAAAAUAAGAUUUCAUACUUUCCCCCCCUAAUCUUCAAUGUAAUUACACUUUCCCCCCCUUUCUUCUUCACUUCAAAUCAGAAAACUACACAGAAAAAAGAAAACACUAGAAACACGAAAAAUGCGUUUCCUCCUACUUCUGUUUCUCGUUCUCCACCUCCACAUCGGCGGCUCCGCCGCCGCAACGCCGCCGCACAUGCCGGAAUACCGAGCAUUGCUGUCCAUAAAAGCCGCCAUCACCGACGACCCUCAGUCGGCGCUCGCGUCGUGGAACGCCACCACACACCACUGCACGUGGCGGGGGGUCACCUGCGACGCGUCCGGGCGGCGCGUGGCAUCACUCGACAUCUCGAAUCUCAGCCUCGCCGGCGUCCUCUCCCCCGACGUCGGCCGCCUCAGGUUCCUCGUCAACUUCUCCGCCGCCGCCAACUUUCUCUCCGGCCCUAUUCCGCCGCAAAUCUCCGACAUCCCCAACCUCCGUCACCUCAAUCUCUCCAACAAUGUAUUCAACCUCAGUUUUCCGGCGGAGCUCUACCACCUGAAAAACCUCGAAGUUCUCGACGUGUACAACAACAACAUGACCGGAGAUUUCCCUUCGCAGGCGUAUCUCCUCACCAAUCUCCGCCAUUUGCACCUCGGCGGAAACUUCUUCACCGGCGUAUUCCCCCCGGAGUUCGGCUCGUUCCCUCACCUCGAGUACCUCGCCGUCUCCGGCAACGAGCUCACCGGCGCUAUUCCGCCCCAAAUCGGAAACCUAACUCACCUCAAGGAGCUCUACAUCGGCUACUUCAACACAUUCACCGGCGGAAUACCCAAGGAAAUCGGCAAUUUAUCAAACCUAAUCCGCUUCGACGCCGCCAAUUGCGGCCUCUCCGGCCAAAUUCCGGCAGAAAUCGGCAAUCUACAGAACCUCGACACGCUUUUCCUCCAAGUGAACGGCAUCUCCGGCGGUUUACCGCCGGAGCUAGGAAACCUGAAAAGCUUAAAAUCAAUGGAUCUGUCAAACAACAUCCUCUCCGGCGAAAUUCCGCCGUCAUUUUCACAGCUUCAGAACAUCACUCUCUUAAAUCUCUUCCGGAACAAAUUCACCGGCUCGAUACCUGAUUUCAUCGGAGAUCUGCCGGAAUUGCAGGUGCUCCAGCUCUGGGAAAACAAUUUCACCGGAAUCAUCCCCCAAAAUUUAGGCGACAACGGAAACCUAGAAGAAGUCGAUUUAAGCUCCAACAAAUUAACCGGAAAUUUACCCCCAAAUCUCUGUAACGGUAAUCAGCUCAACACAUUAAUCACACUCGGAAACUUUUUAUUCGGCCCGAUACCAGAUUCACUGGGCCGGUGCGGGUCACUGGGUCGGAUCCGGAUGGGCGAAAACUAUCUAAACGGGUCAAUCCCAAAAGGCCUCCUGAGUUUGCCGAAGCUAACACAGGUGGAGCUUCAAGACAAUCUUCUCUCCGGCGAGUUUCCCAACACCGAUGGAAUAUUGUCAACCACCCUGGGGCAAAUUAGUCUUUCCAACAACCACCUCGCCGGCCGAUUGCCGCCGAGCAUCGGCAAUUUCGCCGCCGUGCAGAAGCUCCUCCUCGACGGAAACAAAUUCUCCGGAGAGAUUCCGGCGGAAAUCGGGAAGCUGCAGCAGCUCUCGAAGAUUGAUUUCAGCCGGAACGAUUUCUCCGGCCAGAUUUCGCCGGAGAUAAGCCGAUGCAAGCUUUUGACCUUCGUCGAUCUCAGCCAUAAUCGUCUCUCGGGCCCCAUUCCGACCGAGAUCACAAGUAUGAAAAUAUUGAAUUACUUGAAUUUAUCGAGGAACAAUUUAAUGGGGAAUAUCCCCUCUUCGAUUUCGGGCAUGCAAAGUUUAACAUCCGUCGAUUUCUCUUACAACAACUUCUCCGGUUUGGUACCGGCGACCGGCCAAUUCAGUUACUUUAACCGGACCUCGUUUCUGGGCAAUCCGGAUCUCUGCGGGCCCUACUUAGGCCCAUGCAGAGACGGUAUUGCCCGAACCAGUGGGGCCCACGAGAAGGGGAGUGCUAGUUUCUCCCCUUCGAUGAAGCUUCUCCUCGUUACGGGGUUGCUAGUUUGUUCGAUUGUAUUUGCUAUCGCCGCGGUAUUCAAAGCCCGAUCGUUGAAGAAGGGUAGUGGGUCCCGCUCUUGGAAGCUAACCGCUUUCCAAAGAUUGGAUUUCACGUGCGACGACAUUCUAGAUUGCCUCAAAGACGAUAACAUAAUCGGUAAAGGUGGCGCGGGGGUCGUCUACAAGGCGGCGACUUCCGGCGGCGGCGGUGAUGUGGCGGUGAAGCGGCUUCCGCCGGCGGUGGGCGGCCGUGGCGGCGGCGGAGGCGGGGCCCACGACCAUGGGUUCAACGCCGAGAUACAAACCCUUGGGAAAAUCAGGCAUAGAUACAUUGUUCGGUUGUUGGGGUUUUGUUCGAACGGCGAAACGAAUCUCUUGGUUUACGAGUAUAUGCCGAACGGUAGUUUGGGGGAGGUGCUUCACGGGAAGAAGGGGGGGCAUUUGGUUUGGGAGACUAGGUAUAAGAUUGCCGUGGAGGCGGCAAAGGGGUUGUGCUAUCUCCACCACGAUUGCUCGCCUUUGAUCGUGCACCGUGACGUGAAGUCGAAUAAUAUUCUACUCGAUUCGAAUUUCGAAGCCCACGUGGCGGAUUUUGGUUUGGCAAAGUUCUUGCAAGAUUCCGGUACAUCGGAGUGUAUGUCGGCAAUUGCCGGUUCUUAUGGAUAUAUUGCUCCAGAAUACGCCUACACGCUCAAAGUGGACGAAAAGAGCGACGUAUACAGCUUCGGUGUGGUUCUAUUAGAACUCGUGACGGGUCGAAAGCCCGUUGGAGAGUUUGGUGACGGUGUGGACAUAGUCCAAUGGGUGAGAAAAAUGACCGAAGGGAAUAAACAAGGGGCGGUCAAGGUUCUUGAUCCAAGGCUCGAACGGGUCCCGCUCCACGAGGUGACUCAUGUCUUUUACGUAGCGAUGCUUUGCGUGGAGGAGCAGGCGGUGGAGCGGCCCACCAUGCGCGAGGUGGUCCAAAUGCUGACCGAGCUGCCCGGAGAUUCCGGUUCGGAGGUAAAAUUAGGUCAUCAAGAACAAGAGAUGCCUAUCUCAUCACCUCCUCCACAAGAUCUUCUUAGUAUUUGAGAUUAGCUCUUUAAUCUUUUUAAUUAAGACAAUUUAGAGGGUCUAGUUUUGUUGGCAUUGUGUGUUUUUUUAAUUUCUUUUUUGGUGCUAUUUUUAUUUUAGUGGUGUGUAUUUUUUUUAAGCUUAACUUCAAUUUAAUGAUGGUAUUGCUUCCAAAGUUUGUGUAUAAGUUAUUUGGUUCUUGUUAGGCUUUGUUUGGUUGAGCAUAUUUUGUAAUGAUUAAUUAAAUAAUUAACGUUUAACUAUUUGAAUAGUUUAA